Molecule: messenger RNA, 931 nt
Organism: Schistosoma margrebowiei
Lineage: Eukaryota; Metazoa; Platyhelminthes; Trematoda; Strigeidida; Schistosomatidae
Source: the annotation of a GenBank genome assembly
CCCACCUGUGUUCUUGUUCACUACAUUUGGUGUCGCUGCCUCCACUAAGGAUGAAGAUUCCAUGGCUCAAGGAAUUUGAGGAAGGAGAUGUGCUGAGCUUCCUGAAGACGUUUGAGGCCGCGGCAGAGCUGGUGGGAGUGAUGGAGCCGAAAGCGAAGUUGGUGGUGUUGGGGACGUUGUUGAGAGGCAGGGCGAAGGCUGUAUAUGACAGCUUGGACGGUGCUGGUGGGAAGACGAAAUGGGAGACAGUUACGGAGCGUUUGGCGGCAGAGUUCGACAGCCCAGUGGACAGAGAGGAGGCGCUGCAGAAGUUCCGGUUGGCGAGGUUGCCGGUUGAUGGUGACCCACUGGUGCUGGCGGUGGAGCUUACUAGAUUGUUACGCCGUGCGCUGCCGAAUCUGGAUGAGGAGUCGGAGGCACAGUUGUUAGCGUCACAGUUUAUCGAGAGUGUGCCUGCCACCAUCUCCCAACAGCUGAAACUGGUGAACGCAGCGCAACCAAUGGAUAUCAGUGAACUGGCGAAGGUGACUCGUCAGCUGAUGACGCGUACAGUGGCUCCGGUCGGGUGCGGAAAGCAGGAGAUAAGUAAUGUAGAGAAGAAGAUUGAGGAGCUGGAGCGUGAGAUUGCAGCAAUACGAGUGAACCAUAAAAAGAACGAUAAAUGUUACGCUUGUGGAGGAACAGGACAUUGGAAGAUAAACUGUCCAACAAGACGAAGACGCAGAUAUUUUAGACGUUAUAACGAGUGUUCUUUCUAUCCUAGGAAUCUGGGUUGUUGCGUUAGUAGACAGAGGGGCAGUGUAUACGAGAGUGAACAUAAAUGAACGAGAUUUAGUUUGUCUGAUCGAUACAGGUGCAGCAGUCUCGUUAAUAGGCAAAGAGCAAUGUAGGAGACUCAAGCCGUGUACAUUAGCUGUCCACACUAUAGGAG